AUGGGAAGCCACACCUUCAAGUGGGAACACCCUGCCGAAGAGGUCUACGUAACCGGAACCUUUGAUGGUUGGACCAAGAGCGUCAAGCUUGAGAAGGACGGCGACGUUUUCCAGAAGACCGUCGAGCUCGAGGACGCCUCCAAGAAGAUUUACUACAAGUUCGUUGUCGACAACACCUGGACAACAAACGACUCCGCACCCAAGGAGCCUGACCAGGACGGCAACAUCAACAACUUUCUUACACCCGAGCAAAUCCUCACAUCUCCUGCCGCCGCAGCUCUGAUCAACACUGUAACGCCCGACUCCACAACCGCGACGAUGGCAGGCGAACAAUCUAAGAAGAAGAAGAAUAAGAAGAACAAGAACAAAAACAAGAACAAGGAGUCCCAAGACUCUCUUGAGUCAAAGGAAGAGACCUUGGAGACCACCGAGGUGGUUAGCACCCCGUCAGAUAUUCCUGGUGGCUUCCCCGCUACUCCUGCUGCCGAAUUGGAAAAGCCUGUGGGCAUCAGCCCUCUCCCUGCCGCCGAGGGCGCUGUGAAUCCAGUCAAGGUCGAGGCUGGGGAGAAGGUCCCCCAGUCCGUGGCUGCCCAGGAUAUCAAUGCCAACGUGAAGCUUGACAAGGAGUCGUACGAGAAGAGCGACGCGCUCCCUGGUGGCCUCCCCGCUGCCAUUGCCGCCGAAGCAGAGAAGCCUGUCAGCAUCAACCCUCUCCCGGCCGCCGCUGGCGCUGUGAACCCAAUUCAGCUCGCGCCUGGGGAGAAGGUCCCACAGUCUUUGGCUGCCCAGGAUAUCAAUGCGAACGUAAAGCUUGAUAAGGAGUCGUACGAGAAGAGCGAUACUCUCCCUGGCGUUCAAACUGAAGUCCCCGCCGUUUCUAAGAACAUCAUUCCCGAGUCCGGUUUACCUGUUGGUGAUGCCACUAUCAACUCAGUUACACCUACUGCCACUACUGCUAUCUUGGCCGGCAAUGUUCCCCUGGAGCCUAAGGUUCCAAAAAUCGUCAAGGAGAGCCAGGAGCAGGCUGGUGUGUCCCCCGAGGCAAGCGCCGUUGCCGAAGAGGUGAAGGAAAAGGCUGCCGUCGAGGAGGAGCUCAAGGCCAAGGUGCCAGAGGUACCUUCAACCUCUGAGGGUACUUCUGGUUUGGGGACUGAGAAGUCCGAGAACACUGGCACUAUUGCAGCAGUUGCAGCCACAGCUGGUGGCGCUGUCAUUGCAGCCGUAACAGCCGCAACAGUCGCAGCAACAAAUGCCGCUGACAAGGCCGCCCCUGUCGUUGACCAAGCCGCUACGACAGUCGUCGAUGUUGCCAACAAGAACUUGCCAGACUCCGUCAAGGAGCAGCUGCCCGAAUCUGCUCAACAAGUCCUAGCCUCUCACAACAAGGAGGAGAUCCGCGAACAGAUUGCUCCCGAAGUCCCAGAUGAGGUGAAGCAGUCCAUCACCGAGGCUGCAAAGAACCCUGAGGCUGCUGCCAAUGUUGUUGCUGUAGAAGACAAGAAGGAGGUCGAAGCUGAGCUGCUGAAGGAAGUCAAGGAGGUCCCCGCUGUUGGCGACGCAACUGUCCCUGAGGCCAAGACUGCCCAGGCUGUCGAGGCAGCGCCCACAGGUGUGGUAGCACCCGCGAUUGCGGAGGUACCCAAGGUUGAGGAGACCCCCAAGGUUGAGGAGACCCCCAAGGUUGAGGAGACCCCCAAGGUUGAGGAGACCCCCAAGGUUGAGGAGGCUCCCAAGGUUGAGGAGGCCCCCAAGGCUGAAGAGCCAAAGGUCGCAGCCGCAGCCAACGGCGCUGGGGCAUCAAACGGCACUGGAAGCAAGCCCGAAGCAUCCAAGACAGCCGAGGCCUCUACGGAAAAGAAGAAGAAGAACCGCUUCAGCGCGAUACUCAGCAAGAUUAAGCACAAAAUCACCGAUAAGAACUGA
Clonostachys solani is the source of this 1923-nucleotide messenger RNA. Lineage: Eukaryota; Fungi; Ascomycota; Sordariomycetes; Hypocreales; Bionectriaceae. The record is from the annotation of a GenBank genome assembly.